Molecule: messenger RNA, 990 nt
Organism: Nicotiana attenuata
Lineage: Eukaryota; Viridiplantae; Streptophyta; Magnoliopsida; Solanales; Solanaceae
Exons: 3
Coding region: 1-990 (329 amino acids)
Molecular function (GO): RNA-DNA hybrid ribonuclease activity; nucleic acid binding
Source: RefSeq, a predicted model, not a curated record
AUGCGUUUAAAAAUGGCCAUCGAUCUUGAUGUGCAUGAACUAUUGUUUAUGGGAGAUUCUGACUUGCUUAUCCGGCAAGCCCAAGGCGAAUGGGAGACUGGAGUCAUCAAGCUUAUUCCGUAUAGACAAUGUGUGCAAGACUUGAGCAAAAGAUUCAAAUCCAUCGAGUUCAGGUACAUUCCCAGGUUUCACAACGAGCUAGUCGAUGCCUUGGCUACUUUAGCCUCGAUGCUCCCUUAUCCAGGCAACACUCAUAUUGAUCCACUAGAAAUCCAAGUUCGGAAUCAACACGGUUACUGCAAUACAAUUGAGACAGAACCAGAUGGUGAACCGUGGUAUCAUGACAUAAAACGAUUCCUGAAAACAAGAGAAUAUCCAGAGCAUGCUAAAGGAGAUCAAAAAAGAACUAUAAGGCGGCUCGCCAGUGGUUUCUUCCUGAAUGGGGAAAUUUUGUACAAGAGGACCCCAGAUUUAAACUUGUUGAGAUGCAUAGAUGCUACAGAAGCAGAGCGGAUCAUGAGUGAAGUGCAUUCGGGGGUAUGCGGACCUCACCUGAAUGGAUAUGUUUUGGCGAAGAAGAUUUUGCGGAUUGAAGACACUGAGUGGGUCAAGACCCGAUUAGAACAACUGAUGUUGAUCGAUGAAAAACGGCUAGCCGCAGUGUGUUUCGGCCAGUUAUACCAGCAAAGAAUGGCACGCACUUACAAUAAGAAAGUGCGCCCAAGGCGAUUUGAGAUAGGCCAGCUGGUUUUGAGGCGCAUCCUUCCGCACCAGGACCUGCUUCAGGAGAAAGUUGAUAAGCACUACGGACACAAACUGAUACUGGGUGCAAGACAACCGAGUUCGAUUUUAAAGAAAAAAUGCAUUGCCUUAGAAACAAGGGUAGUUAUAGCACGGACAUCUGGGUAUGAAACAGUUGUGGGAAAUAAUGUAAAUCCAAGGUCUCUAGAAAAUGAUACAGAGCAGCCGAGAAUCUCGGUACCAUGCUGA